AUGGCAGUGGAGUACGCCAAAAAGACAAACGCGGAACUUAUUGAGAUCCUCAAGUCUCGCUCGCUACCACACACUGGGAAAAAGGCCGACCUAGUCGCCCGACUCCAGGAAGCGGAUAAAUCUGACGCCAAUAAAGCUGCCGCGGCGGCCGCGAAAUCAACUGCAGUUGAAGAUGUCAUCGAUUGGGAUGAUGAUGCGCCGCUUGCUGAACCCGCUGUACCCACGAAACCAAGCACUAGCACAGCAACUGCCGCUCCUAUAAAACAGGUCCCCAAUCCCAUUGCGGUACCCAGCCAGAAGGUAGAUAUCGAUCCCUCCACCACUCAUGAUCUCAAAGUUGUGAGAGGCGAAAGCAAGGCAGGGACAGCUAGCACUGCGGCUCCCGGAAAUAAGGUUACCCCAUCAGAGCAAAUUAACGGCACCGACGUGAAACCAGAAGAGAAACCAGCAGUCGAUUAUAGCAUAGGUCUAUCAGCUACCGACCUGGAAGCUGAGCUCGCUAAAAGGAAAGCACGGGCAGAGAAGUUCGGGAUCGUGGAAGAUUCAUCAACCGCACUGGAGCAAGCUAAGAAAGCUAUUGAAAGGGCGAAGCGGUUUGGCACAGUUACGGAAGAUGCAGCAAUUGUCAAGGGUUUGGAUGAGGCGCUCCCGGAACGCACAAAGAAGCGGGGGCGUGGAAAUGACGCGGGCGGAAAUAGCCGCGGUGGGAAACGUCGCGACUUUAGAAGGGAUAAAGGUCGCCCGGGGAAAUUAGGAGGACACCGAGCAUCGGGUACGCGACAAGGCAAGGGGGGGAACAGCAGUUCCUGGAGUGAACAAGAUCGUAUUGCCAUAGAAAAGAGGAAAAAUCGGUUUGGUUAA
Molecule: messenger RNA, 861 nt
Organism: Histoplasma mississippiense
Lineage: Eukaryota; Fungi; Ascomycota; Eurotiomycetes; Onygenales; Ajellomycetaceae
Exons: 1
Coding region: 1-861 (286 amino acids)
Biological process (GO): poly(A)+ mRNA export from nucleus
Cellular component (GO): nucleus
Source: RefSeq, a predicted model, not a curated record